Messenger RNA from Eriocheir sinensis (Chinese mitten crab), 934 nucleotides. RefSeq lists its product as uncharacterized. NCBI's taxonomy places the organism in Eukaryota, Metazoa, Arthropoda, Malacostraca, Decapoda, Varunidae. Bases 361 to 672 code for a protein of 103 amino acids. The record is from RefSeq and is a predicted model, not a curated record. The transcript has 6 exons.
CGAAGGCCUGACUCUCCAACGGGUCACCUGUACAGCAAGAGCAAGAGCAAGAGCAACAACAGCACGCGCCGAGGCCCGAGCAGCAUCCCUUCUGGCCCUGCCCAACCAGCCCCCUAAAACACCCCAGAAGAAGAAGACGACGAAGGCUCCACACCCACGGGCCAGCGCUGGGGACCUGCUGGCCAGCGACACCCUCAGCCCCAACACUGCCAGGACAACACCUCCACCACCGCCGCCGGGAAGUCUUAACCUUCUCAUGCAGCAGAAGUAGAAGGACAAGCAGGACCCGGACGGUGACAUCAUUAUGAGGCUUGAGUACGGUCUCCUGAACUCCUCGUCCCUGGAGCUGAUUGCGCGGAGAUGGUGGUGAGCAUAGCCAAGGGGUGCAAGGAGGAGGUGUGCAAAGUGGACAUGCAGACCGAGGUGGCGUUCCUGGAUGGCAAUAACAGUUCGGUCAUCAUAGGCAAGAUCAACCGGCUUGAGGUGACAGCAAGCAACAAGGGGGAACACGUGUACCUCCCCAGCCUAAUGGUGAGCCUGGCGCCGCCCCUCGUGGUCUUCCAGCCUCCUCACCAGUGCAUCUUCCACUCCUCCGAGCUUGUGUAUAACUUGACCAACCCUCUGAAGAGCAGUGCUGAGGUACAAUCACUGGAUGGUGGGCGACAAGUUUGAGAGACUCGCCCCCUCACUGCCAAGAAGUCACCCGCCGCAGCCGCCGAAGGGAAGGACGGAGGAACAGCCGCCAACUCCAUCGCUGGCGGCUCCACGUCUACUCUCGUCUCCUCCUCCUCCGCCUCCUCCUCCUCUCUCAACAUGGACGGUCGAAAAAGGAUGUUUAGUGUGGAGGUGUUUGAUUGGGGUAUGUGGGUUGGUGUUUAUAAUUUCAUUUGUGUGUGUGUGUGUGUGUGUGUGUGUGUGUGUGUGUGUGUGUGUG